UGUCAUUAUUUGCUUUUUGCAAUAUUUUUUUCGCAAAACAUUUUUUGCGGCAUUAUCAUUGUCGGCGGCGUUGCAUGACAGGAAUGUUGGUCAAAGACCGUACUUUAUGUUCGCAUUAACCGGUACUUAUCUCAUAAAAUAUUCAUCAUCCGAGUGGUUGACACUUCUGUGUCUGUGCAAUGCAGGGGAAAACAAUAACGCCCCCGUCUUGGUCAUGUGGUGGCAGUUAGGAUAUAAAAACAGCAAACACCAUAGACGACCUUUUCAUUAUCCGCAAAAUCGUAAACGAGUGAAAACGUGAGAAAUUUGUGAAUUUAUUUAAAAAAUAUUUAGAAGAAAAAAUUGAAUAAAUAUCCUCCCAUCAUGAGUCAAUCGAAUUGCAUUGAUCGAUUUUCGAAAAAAUCAAAUCUCUCUUUACGAAAUGUUGUCAACAAAUCGGCCGGAAAAACUCUGAUUGUCGAAGAGGUGAAUUAUGUGCGAGGCAGUCCAAAUGGCGAGAAUAACGACUAUGCUUUGCCUAAUUAUGAUCGGAAUGGGGAUAGUGCAGACGAAUCGAAUAAUUUUGCGGAGUCGCCAAGCAAACGUAAAUCUCAAACACCAAUUGAAAAUAUGAAUUUGAAUGAGAGUUUUUUUUCGAUUUAUAAACCGAAUAAAAAUUAUCCUGUGGAACGGCAAUCUCAGAUGGAGGAGGAGGACGUAGUGGAUAAUAACAGUACGGAUGAUACGUUUCAAAAGGCUGUGAGUCCAAUUCUCUUUCUAGGCCAAUGUUUUGCCAUUCUACCCGUGCGUGGUAUCCGACGCUCAAAUCCGAAACAUUUGAGAUUCUCUCUAAAGUCCAUUCAAGUACUCAUAACAUUGUUCUUCAUGUGCUGCAAUUUAAUACUAACCCUGACAACAUUAAAACACUUACUCAAGAUUGGUAUAAAUGCGAAGAAUUUUGUUGGUUUGGCAUUUUUCGGCUGUGUUCAAUGCUCUUGUGUUCUAUUCGCGCUGUUGGCUCCCCACUGGCCGAGAUUGAUGCGUUAUUGGUAUCGCAUCGAAUCGAUUUUUACCCAAAAGCCCUAUGAGAUGCCCAAGAGGAAUCUGGCCUUUCGGAUACGACUGGCGGCCACGGUUAUUAUUUUGAUGUCGGUUGCUGAACAUGGCCUCUAUUUGGCAUCAGCAGUUUUCUCCUUUAAACGAACUCAAGAGACCUGUGCUCCGCUGAUCAACGCCACAGCGGAUAUUUCAUUCAAUAAUUAUAUUCUAAAAAAUUAUGAUUACGUUUUUCAGAUUCUACCACACAACAUGUUUAUUGGGGUUUUUAUUUUGAUUGUCAAUGGCCUGUGCACCUUUAUCUGGAACUACAUGGACAUGUUCAUAAUGAUGAUUAGCAAGGGCAUUGCCUAUCGUUUCGAGCAAAUAACAACACGUAUAAAUAAAUUGGCUAACAAGGAAGUACCCGAAACGGUGUUCAUCGAAAUACGUGAACAUUAUGUGAAAUUGUGUGAACUGCUCGAUUGUGUCGACGAGGAUUUGUCGGGUAUAAUUUUGCUGUCGUGUAUCAACAAUUUGUAUUUCGUUUGUUAUCAAUUGUUGAAUGUGUUCAAUAAACUCCGCUGGCCCAUCAAUUACAUUUACUUUUGGUAUUCUUUGUUGUAUUUGAUUGGCCGCACCGCAUUUGCCUUCCUUUCGGCAGCAUCGAUAAAUGAUGAGUCCAAAGGUGGCCUGGCUGUGCUGCGUCGCGUCUCCAGUCGCACGUGGUGUGUUGAGGUGGAACGUUUAAUUUUUCAAAUGACAACCCAGACGGUGGCAUUGUCGGGUAAAAAGUUCUACUUUUUGACCCGUCGCCUAUUAUUUGGGAUGGCCGGCACCAUAGUGACCUACGAAUUGGUUUUGCUGCAAUUUGAUGCACCAAAUCGUGCCAAGGGUUUGCCGGAUCUUUGCGGUUGAAGAAAUCAAAGCGUGUGUGUAUGUGUUUGUAUUAAAGGAGGGGAGUUUUGUAUUGAAUAUUAUUAUUUACAUGACAUAUAAAUAUUGUUGUUGCUGUUUUUUUUUUUCGCUGAAGCCCUUGCGGGAUAUAUUUUUAAAUUAAUAAUGAG
Musca domestica (house fly) is the source of this 2081-nucleotide messenger RNA. RefSeq names its product gustatory receptor for sugar taste 64a (gene Gr64a). Gene Ontology annotation, molecular function: sweet taste receptor activity. The transcript is spliced from 9 exons. Gene Ontology annotation, biological process: detection of chemical stimulus involved in sensory perception of taste; sensory perception of sweet taste. Lineage: Eukaryota; Metazoa; Arthropoda; Insecta; Diptera; Muscidae. The record is from RefSeq and is a predicted model, not a curated record. The coding region runs from base 364 to 1932 and encodes 522 amino acids. Gene Ontology annotation, cellular component: membrane.